CCAAGCACAAUUAACUUGGAGCAAAGCGAACUCAGAGUCAGAACAGAACUCAAAUCCAAAUACAAGUCUAUUUAAUGUUUAAUUAUGUUGGUGUAUUGCUGCUGCAAACAACAACACUGAGCACUGCUUGAUGGUUGGUGAGCUUGAUUGUGUGAUGCCAGUUCGAUCUGCUAAUCCGAUACGCGCUAAAAGUUUAAUUCGCGACAAUUUGGAGAAACAGGCUGGUAAUAGGAACUUAUUACACUCCAGAAUGCCAAACAUAAAAGUGUUUUCGGGUACUUCUCAUCCUGAUUUGGCCCAACGGAUUGUCGAUAGGUUAGGCAUUGAUUUGGGAAAAGUCGUUACAAAGAAAUUCAGCAAUUUGGAAACAUGCGUUGAAAUCGGGGAAUCUGUUCGAGGCGAAGAUGUCUACAUCAUUCAGUCUGGUUCGGGCGAAAUAAACGAUAACCUUAUGGAGCUGCUAAUUAUGAUAAAUGCCUGCAAAAUUGCAUCAGCAUCUCGUGUGACAGCUGUGAUUCCUUGUUUUCCCUAUGCCCGUCAAGACAAAAAAGAUAAGACAGGUGGCGAAGAAGGUCCUAUGAUGAAAAAGAAAAACUACGAUUGGAAAUUUAGGAGCCGUGCUCCUAUUUCAGCGAAAUUGGUUGCGAAUAUGCUAUCAGUGGCUGGAGCUGACCACAUCAUAACGAUGGACUUACAUGCAUCUCAAAUUCAAGGAUUUUUCGACAUACCUGUCGAUAAUUUGUAUGCCGAGCCGGCAGUUCUUAAAUGGAUUAAGGAAAACAUUCCAGAGUGGAAAAAUUCGAUAAUUGUUUCUCCAGAUGCAGGUGGCGCAAAACGUGUUACAUCAAUUGCUGAUCGCCUCAAUGUUGAAUUUGCUUUGAUUCACAAAGAACGAAAAAAGGCCAACGAAGUUGCAUCGAUGGUGCUUGUUGGUGAUGUUAAAGAUAAAAUUGCCAUAUUGGUAGAUGAUAUGGCUGACACAUGUGGAACUAUUGUUCAUGCUGCAGACAGACUUGUAGAAGCAGGAGCUACAAAGGUAUAUGCCAUUUUAACUCAUGGAAUAUUUUCGGGUCCAGCCAUAUCCCGAAUUAACAACGCUUGUUUUGAAGCUGUUGUUGUCACAAAUACUAUUCCCCAGGAUGGUCACAUGCGGGAUUGUCCCAAAAUUCAGUGCAUCGAUGUGUCCAUGAUGUUCGCCGAGGCUGUAAGGAGAACACACAAUGGAGAAAGUGUCUCAUACCUUUUUUCAAAUGUUCCAUAUUAGUUUUUUUUUCUUUUUUUUAUUUUUAUGAUAAAACUACAUAAUUUUUCAAUUUAUACUUUUUUUUUGUAUUUCAUAAUGCAAUGAACAUAAAUAUAUUAAUAAUAAUAAUAAUAAUGUCAUGUAAAGUGAAGUAACCCAAGUUCUAGGUAUGAUUAUUUGUGGACAUAUUAAACAAAAUAAUAUUGCUUAUUAAAUAAGAUACAAAUCUGUGUACCAAUUGAUUGAAAGCGACAAAGAAAAAAGAAAACACAUUUUAAUUGAUUUUGCGUUUGUUUAGGGCAAUCAGGUACACAAGAGCAAACAAACCUGAAUGUUUAAUUAAUGUUAAUAUUGAUUUAUCAUUUCUCUAUUGCAGCAUAGAUUAUUUUUUUAAUGUAUCAUUGAUCGUAAGCCGUGAAUAAUUGUACUGUUAGAAGCAAAUAAUAGGAAAAUAAAAAUCAAAUGAAAUUCA
Molecule: messenger RNA, 1715 nt
Organism: Eupeodes corollae
Lineage: Eukaryota; Metazoa; Arthropoda; Insecta; Diptera; Syrphidae
Gene: Prps
Product: ribose-phosphate pyrophosphokinase 2
Exons: 9
Coding region: 131-1264 (377 amino acids)
Biological process (GO): ribonucleoside monophosphate biosynthetic process; purine nucleotide biosynthetic process; 5-phosphoribose 1-diphosphate biosynthetic process
Cellular component (GO): ribose phosphate diphosphokinase complex; cytoplasm
Molecular function (GO): magnesium ion binding; ribose phosphate diphosphokinase activity
Source: RefSeq, a predicted model, not a curated record